Cinara cedri is the source of this 1686-nucleotide messenger RNA. The record is from the annotation of a GenBank genome assembly. NCBI's taxonomy places the organism in Eukaryota, Metazoa, Arthropoda, Insecta, Hemiptera, Aphididae.
CGGCAGAGCAGUUUCGAACAGCCAACUAAAGUCCGCAGCUUGUAUACCAUGAAGUUCGUAAGUGGAUAUUAUUAUUGUUCUCUUUCAUCUUCAGUUUUCACAAGCCAUUUAGGCUGUUACUACGACACCCGCUCGUGUCCAUACAUCCUAUCCUGAGCUGACGCUCAUCCGUCUCGUAGAUAUCCGUCUUGUGUAUUCCAACUUCUAUUCGAUUAUUCCAUUGGUCAGCCCAGUCUAUCCGUCUUUGUUUUGGUCCAUCUAGCUGGCGUUUGCCAUUCAGUUUCCAUUUUAGAAUCUGUUUCAUUAGAUUUCCGUACGUGGCUAGCCCGUGUAAUUCCUCUGCAUCAUAGUAUUGCUCCUAUAUCAGGUUCCUUAUAGAACUGUCUUAUUCGGCAUUACCUCAUGUUUCGUAUUGCUGAGUGGUAAAAUCCAUUUUGUCCUGUAUAUUCUUCUUAGUAUUCUAAAGACUUCUGUUUUUCCUUCGUCCCUUUUAAUUUAAUAACUAUUGUAAACGUAUACUUAUAUAGGUAUUUAUCUUAAAAAAAUUUCUCACGUGACUAUAAUAUUUCUUAAGAUAUUUUUAUUGCGUUCUAAACAAAAUCUAACCUAAUUUAACCGUGUGUGUUUGGUAUGUAUGACGUGAUUACAGGUAGUAGCUCUUGUUACUCUGGCAGCCGUAUGCCUCGUCGAUGGAGCUGACAGCAACGAUAAAAAGCAGACGGCAAAGCAAGGCAAACGGAGUCUGGGAGGUUUCGGUUAUGCGCUGUCGUCUGGUCUAGACUACAGUUCAGGUCUUGGCUACGGUUCUAGUCUUGGCUACGGCUCCAGCCUUGGCUACGGCUCUGGUCUUAGCUAUGGUUCUGGUCUUAGCUAUGGUUCUGGUCGUAGCUAUGGUUCCGGCCUGAGCUAUGGCUACGGCUCUGGAUUGGGAUUAUCAUCUGGACUGGGCUUAGGAUAUUCCAGUGGUUUAAAAUAUGGUGCUGGGUACGGACAUGCCGCGAUAUCCGCUCCCAUCCCAACUACCGGACCAAUAGUCCCGAUCUCCAAGGAAGUGCACAUAAUCAACCGUCACGCCCAACCCGUAUCCGCCCCGUACCCGGUGCCUGUGCAUCAUGACGUAGCAGUACCCGUGCCUCACCCAGUGCCUUACGCGGUAGACAGCCCGUACCCGGUCCACGUACCCGCGCCGUACCCGGUGCCCGUAGAAAAGCCGGUACCGUACCCAGUCGACAGGCCCGUCCCGCACCCAGUCCCGUCACCUUACCCGGUACCAGUUGUUCGGGAUGUGCCCGUUCCCGUGGCCAAGCCGUACGCCGUGCCGGUUAUCAAACGCGUUCCCGUACCGGUGACUACACCGGUCGUCGUACCCGCCGUACACCAACCGGCCGUGGCAGUAGCCGCCCCUAGUUACGGUUAUUCAAGCCAUAGUGGACUGUCCGGAAGCCUUUAUGGUGCGCCGUCACUUGGAUACGAUGCGUCAUCCCUUGGAUACGGAGCAUCGUCACUUGGAUACGGAGCAUCGUCACUUGGAUACGGUUUACCAUUAUACGGUCACGGACACAGUUAUGAUUACAAAAAAAAAUAGAAGUGAACCAGUUCGAAAACGACAAAGAUCCCGUCUAGAUAUGUCAUUUAUACUAUUUGUACGCGUUAAUAUUCAUUAACGCGUACAUAGUUUUGUGCAGU